AUGGACGAUCAUGACCCCUUGAAUGACACGAUAGACCGUCCUACGAAGCGACCGCGCCUUUACUUCACCCCGGACUUGCCAGGAGAGGCCGAAGAAGUGCUAGAGCAGUGGGAUCUACAAGCAGCGCGCGCCCAGAAUGACUUGCGCUUGAAAUCGAUCUUCGAGGGAAUCUUCGCAAAAUACGGCAAUGAUUUUUCAGAAGUGGGCGAUGAGAUUGACUUGGAAACUGGGGAGAUUGUGGUCAAUAAUGGUCACUUGCAGGGCAUGCACGAGGAGACCGAUAUUGGGAACAAAGAAAAACCCUGGGAAACAGACCCCUUUGGCUCAGACGACGAGGCGCAUGCUGAAGACGAGGAUCUAGUCGAGUCCCACGAUGUUGCUUCAGGGUGUAGCCCCCGAAACGAGCCAUUGGACUUUGGCACGGACGGCGAUGCAAGUGCUGCCCUUUGUGACUCUGUGCUGGCGUCCUCAGGACCUGGACCUGGGUCUGGAAUUCCAGCAUCCAGUCCGUCGGGGCUGAAAGAAAAACCUUCAUCAGCACUGCACCACAUCGAGAAGGACCCCGGCCCAAGAGACCCUCUCUGGCAAGCCCCUGACCUCCCACCGCUAUUCGCGACGCCCAAGGUCGAUAAGCGACACACCAUCGUAACACCUCAGCUCCCAAACAUCCCCCGACAACCCUCCCCACCAGGCUCCGGGUCACUAUGGACAGUUCCGCGAAGACGUCUACCACGAUCCAGUCAGGAUGGGAAAGCCAUAGCGACCCAAACCCCGAGCAAACGCCGGCCUCGGGCGAAGCGAAAGCACCAGUCAAGCCCCGUGGCGCGCGACUGGUCUUUUGCCAAUGUUGCUGACAGUGACGAAUCGGACGACCCGCUUCAGGAAGAGUGGCCAUCGUCACCUUUACCUUUUCCACGCCAGAUCAAAACCUCGAGCAAACGAGCUUUCGACAGUCAUAUUAAGCCAGUCGACGAAAAUACUCACGCAGAAUUAUUAAUUACUAGUCGGGGUGAUACCAGCCAUCAAUCACCUCCCCAAGCGGAUCCGUCUGUGCACGGCCAAUCGGGUACCCAGCCUGACUGGGAUGAUCAGGGCAACCACUCGGAACAAAGCCAUAUAUCGAGCGCUGUGGCCGUCGAAUAUAAUAAUUCACAAAGCGAUUUACCUUCACCGGUAUCGCCUCACUCCCAAGCCGCCGCUCCCUCGCCAUUAAAAUACUCGCCGACUAAGGCCAGUGCUAAAUUCUCGCUUGACGAAAUCAAGCUGAUAGUCCGCAUGCGAUAUGCACAAGGAAGAACUUGGAAAGAAGUUCUGGAUGCCCUACCGGGUCACACAUUGUCACAGAUCUAUCAGUGGAAUCAGGUUCACUGGAGUGAUCGCCGUGCGUGUCCACCCGAACUUUCAGCUCCCUGGUCACAGGCUGAGCUGAAGACCCUGGACUCAUUGGCAGAUCAAUCAGGGCUCACUUGGGUUGAGAUCAUGACCCAGCUAUCGGAACGCUCCCAGGCAGAGGUCGAGUGUGAACUACUCCGCCGUUGGGUAGGGAAUGAAAUUUGGAAGGGUGAGCAACGCGCUGUAGUGGCGACUACUGCUCCUGAUCCCGAAUCUUCUGUAUCUGUACAAUAUGAGACGGAGAAUAAGGUAAUCAUGCUUGAUUCAGGUGACGAAGAGGAGAGCGGGUCUGAGACCUCCACGGCGGCCGCUGAAGAGUCUAUGUUUGAGGAAUCUACAACCGUGGAAGAGUAUGAUGUUGAUCUACCUUCUCCACGCGUGCACCGCCAACCUGAAUUCGAGGAUCUAAUGGACAGUGAAGAUGAUCAUAAUGGGAAUGGAGAUGACGAGGUCAUGCUCGUCAGUGGGGCGUCUUCACCUUCCAAGCUGUCUGCGAUUCAUCUGGAAAGCCCAGUGCCGAGUCGUACAGGUCGUUACGACUCGGCAACCCCCAAGAAGGCACCAGUCAAAUUCCGUAUUUUGUUAUGA
Molecule: messenger RNA, 1980 nt
Organism: Penicillium subrubescens
Lineage: Eukaryota; Fungi; Ascomycota; Eurotiomycetes; Eurotiales; Aspergillaceae
Product: Myb-like DNA-binding domain protein
Exons: 1
Coding region: 1-1980 (659 amino acids)
Cellular component (GO): nucleus
Molecular function (GO): histone binding; protein heterodimerization activity
Source: RefSeq, a predicted model, not a curated record